Messenger RNA from Podarcis lilfordi (Lilford's wall lizard), 411 nucleotides. NCBI's taxonomy places the organism in Eukaryota, Metazoa, Chordata, Lepidosauria, Squamata, Lacertidae. The record is from the annotation of a GenBank genome assembly.
AUGGCGCGGACCAAGCAGACUGCCCGCAAGUCCACCGGAGGAAAAGCCCCUCGCAAGCAGCUGGCCACUAAGGCUGCCCGGAAAAGCGCCCCGGCCACGGGUGGGGUGAAGAAGCCCCAUCGCUAUCGGCCGGGCACCGUAGCCCUGCGGGAGAUCCGCCGCUAUCAGAAAUCGACAGAGCUCCUGAUCCGCAAACUGCCUUUUCAGCGCCUGGUAAGGGAAAUCGCCCAGGACUUCAAGACGGACCUGCGCUUCCAGAGCUCUGCCGUCAUGGCCUUGCAGGAGGCGAGCGAGGCUUACCUGGUGGGUCUCUUCGAAGAUACCAACCUGUGUGCCAUCCACGCCAAAAGGGUCACCAUUAUGCCGAAAGACAUUCAGCUGGCGCGUCGUAUCCGUGGGGAGAGGGCUUGA